Molecule: messenger RNA, 1914 nt
Organism: Aureobasidium pullulans EXF-150
Lineage: Eukaryota; Fungi; Ascomycota; Dothideomycetes; Dothideales; Saccotheciaceae
Product: Pkinase-domain-containing protein
Exons: 4
Coding region: 256-1914 (552 amino acids)
Biological process (GO): protein phosphorylation
Cellular component (GO): nucleus
Molecular function (GO): cyclin-dependent protein serine/threonine kinase activity; ATP binding
Source: RefSeq, a predicted model, not a curated record
GACGACUUUCACUUUGUGGAGAGCAAUGCGUGAGGAUCCGAGAGACAUGUCAAAGUCGCCAUAGCCAUUCACUUGAUUUCUCGCCAUGCUCUGAUCCAACUCGCCUUCUUUCCUUCCUCUUCUUGUCGUCAAAACACCAUCCGCGCCUGUCCCCUUGGAGAGUGAUCCUUCUCGACGACAAGACGCGACCGAGCCUCCGCCCUUCGCAGCCACGCGCAAUCCGACAGCGAUGACCAGCGACUGAAGAUUGGAAUCAUGGCCACGACCGAUCCCAACCAACGUCGCUUCCGCGGAUGCGCUGGAAUCGAUGACUUUGAGAUAGUCCAAAAACUGGGCGAGGGCACUUUCGGUGUCGUCUCCAAAGCCCGAUCAAGGCGCUCUGGCACCAUCGUCGCUCUCAAAAAGAUCUUGAUACACAACGAAAAAGAUGGCUUUCCCAUUACCGCCCUGCGUGAGAUCAAGCUGCUCAAGAUGCUGUCUCACCCGAACGUCUUGACCCUCCAGGAGAUGGCUGUCGAACGCCACAAGAAAGACGUCAAGAAGCGCGCCACUCUCUACAUGGUCUGCCCUUAUAUGGAUCAUGAUCUCGCGGGAAUGACCACAAACCCCGACAUCACCUUCACCGAAGCCCAGAUCAAAUGCUACAUGCUGCAACUGCUCGAAGGCUUGCGCUAUCUCCACGACAGCCACAUCUUGCAUCGUGACAUGAAAGCUGCAAACAUCCUCAUCAACAACCGCGGUUUACUCCAGAUUGCCGAUUUUGGUCUGGCUCGUCACUACGACGGCCCUGUACCGCAACCCGGCAGAGGCAAUGGAGAGGCAGUCCGCGACUACACGACACUUGUUGUGACUAGAUGGUACCGCCCCCCAGAGCUUCUCUUGCAACUCAGACGAUACACCCCUGCAAUAGACAUGUGGGGAGCUGGCUGUGUGUUUGCCGAGAUGUUCGAAGGCCGGCCUAUUCUUGAGGGCAAAUCAGACCUUAACCAGGCGCAGAUCAUCUUCGAAUUGGUAGGUUCGCCAAACGAGGACAAUAUGCCAGGAUGGUCGCAACUCCCUGGUUGUGAGGGCGUCAAAGAGUUCGAGCCUCAGCGUGGCAAUCUUCGCAACAGGUUCCGCAAUCUGCACCCAGAAGCCCAGAACCUGCUUGCCGAACUGCUCAAGUUGGACUGGCGGAAACGUAUCAACGCCUGGGACGCGCUGAAGCAUCCCUACUUCCAUUCGCAACCGCUCCCGUCCCGUCCCGAGGACCUUCCACGCUUCGAAGAAUCACAUGAGCUUGAUCGCAGAAAGCACCACGAAAAGCGCGCCGCUAUGCCUCCUGCCCCAGCUGGCGGCACAGUUGGUAUGGGUCCUGAUGAGGCUUGGGGUGCAGGCGGUGGUCGCAACUAUGGUCCCCCGAACGGUUAUACUGGUUACGAUCGCAGAGGCCCUCGUGACCAGAGAGUUCCUCCACCCCCUCCAAGGGCUUACGACUCACGCGCUCCCUCACACGACACCCCUCCACUGGCAAGAAGACCAGCAUGGCAAAAUGGCCCCGAUUCACGCAGACCCCCAUUACCACCACCUCCACACAUGAACGGCUCAUCGCAUCUACCUCCACCUCCUCCCAAUGGCCAUCUUCCCCCUCGCCCACCUCCGCCUGCCGCAGAUGGUCGCCUAGCUCCCCGAGCCCCACCACCAAACCCAAGAGGUGGUCCAAACGUUGAUACUUAUAUUCCGAGUUACUCCGCCGCGCGUCGAGACGAUGCUGCGCCACCGAACGGCAGAAGAAACUCGCGCGACCAUGGAUAUCCCAGAGACCGACCUCCGCCCAAUGCAAGAGACAGAGAUCGAAGGACUCGUAGUAGGAGUCCAGAUCGUGAACGUCGCGAAAGGUUGCAGGAUAGGGAACGCGAGUUGUACCGUCGCUGA